Prunus armeniaca (apricot) is the source of this 261-nucleotide messenger RNA. Lineage: Eukaryota; Viridiplantae; Streptophyta; Magnoliopsida; Rosales; Rosaceae. The record is from the annotation of a GenBank genome assembly.
AUGGAAACAGGAGAGAAGCAAGGAGAAGGAGGGCAUGGCCAAUGGUGUCAUUGUGGGAAGUUAGCACGGAUGCAGACUUCUUGGACCAGUUCAAACCCAGGGCGAAGAUUUCUAGUCUGCCCAAAGUCAAAGGGAAGGGGAGAAAAAGGAUGUAGGUUUUUUCAGUGGUUUGAUGCAGAAAUGUGUGAGCGUUCAAAAUCGUUGAUACCUGGUUUGCUGAGGAAGAUUGAUAGGGUGGAGAAGGAAAAUGCAAAUAUUUGA